CUGAGCAACAAAGGAUGAAAGAGUAUAAGAAGGAGCUACAGGAUAUGAAGACCAGAGUCACUGACCGUCCUUACCUGUUUGAACAGGUGUCACAGAAAAACGCCAAGGCUGACGCAGAUGCAGAGGGAAGCUGGUUUGAAUGAGAGUUUGAAAUGACACCGAUCUUUAAAUCUGAUGACGAUUGUGAUGACCGAAGUAUUGAGAGUAACAUGGAGAAAAGUGGGGUGAACAAAUCCACAGCGCUGGAGAGAGAGCAUAGCGGUAGAGAGAAAGGGGGAGGGACAGAGACAGCAGUCAGUGUGACAGAUAAGAGCGGCGGAUGACUUGUCUCUCUCUGAAUGCACCGUGAGCAAGAGAGCAAGUAAGUGCACAAGGGUGCCUGCCAAAGCAGCUCUGCACACACACACACAAAUACACACACACACACAGACUCCACAGCCUGGCACAGACAGGUAGCGUGUGAGGAGAAAAGAGUCUCACAACGAAGUUUCCAGGUGGGUCGUCAGACGUUUCCCAAGCCGAGUCUACAACAGUGUAAUGGGUUGCCCAGACCGGAGGCUUUUCCUCUGAUCCUGCAAAGAGGUUGGCGUAUUCCUGCAACGAGAACUAGUCCUCACAUUGAGCGACCCUGGGCAUGGAGAAGCUGACAGAGAAAGAGAAGGAGCUGAUCCGAGUCAGCUGGGAGAGUCUUGGCAAGAACAAAGUUCCACACGGAGUCAUCAUGUUCUCCAGACUGUUUGAACUAGAGCCUGCACUCCUCAACCUCUUUCACUACAACACAAACUGUGGCACCACACAAGACUGCCUCUCCAGCCCUGAGUUCCUGGACCAUGUCACAAAGGUAAUGUUGGUGAUCGAUGCAGCAGUCAGUCACCUGGACAACCUCCAUACCUUGGAGGAUUUUCUGCUCAACCUGGGGAAGAAGCACCAGGCAGUCGGGGUUAACACCCAGUCCUUCGCUGUGGUGGGGGAGUCCCUUCUCUACAUGUUGCAGUGCAGUCUGGGUCAGGGGUACACAGCCCCGCUGCGUCAGGCCUGGCUCAACAUGUACACCAUUGUAGUGGCGGCCAUGAGCAGAGGAUGGGCCAAGAACGGAGAACACAAGACUGACUGAAACAUACGCUUGGGGUCUGCUACCAGUUGCUGUCUUAUCACCCUCAUGGUUGCUAUGGAGUAAGGUUGUAUAACUCACAGCAUAAAGGUUUGAUUGCUGUAUAUGGUGAACGAAUGGCGUUAUCACACUUGACACAACAAAUAAUGGUCGACUCACCUGGUGUUCAGAGUUAACUGUUUUUGCUGUGGAUGUUGUAGCUGCCAGAGUGCUGCUAUAACGUUGUGGGGAUGUUAUGGGUCAACCAUCUUUGGUCUGCAGUUUGAGUUCCUCAUAUUAGAGGAAGCAUAGGGUUAAAUUAAGGUAAUAACUGAAAUUGCUUUGUAAAUAAUGCCUUGAUGUAUCUACUCAAGUAAUUACAAUGAUUGUGGUGGUUUUUGUGAUGUAUCUUAGAGUCACACAAUUGUCAAACACUGGCUAUAUUGGCUAUAUUACUUGGCUGGAAUGGGCAGCUACGAUAUGGGCCCUCUCCCAAAUCAAACCAGUGAUAUAGAAACAUUGAUCACAAAAGUACAGUAUGUCCAAGAUUAUUGUUUAGAGUGAUUGUCAUGAUUCUAUCUUUAUAUCUUUGAGUUAAGCUAGGUACCUGAUAAUGGCACAUACUAAUGAUCUCCUUUCUCUGUGUGUGUCCAUGACCUGGAGUGUAACAAUCCUUAGAGGUCAUCUUGAUUCUUAAAGCCAUUGGUAUUAUUAACAAACACAUUACUUUUGAUGAUGCUCAAUAGAAAAUGACGAGAACUGUUCAUGUAUUCUAAAGCUUUUCUAUGUGAUCUCUAUGACUGUUAGGGUGUCCAUGUGCACCUUUGUCUGAAAUGUGUAUGUGGCACUCUCCUCUCCUCUAAGCAUGUGU
Salvelinus sp. IW2-2015 is the source of this 1961-nucleotide messenger RNA. Lineage: Eukaryota; Metazoa; Chordata; Actinopteri; Salmoniformes; Salmonidae. The record is from RefSeq and is a predicted model, not a curated record.